AUGGAGCGGCCGUGCGAGCUGAAAAACUUGGAGAAGCCGUUGUUAGUUAGGAAAGUCGGCUCGGUCAAGAAAAUAGAAGGCCCGGUGACUCGGAAAAAGAGCGCCGAAAUUCGUUUGAAAAAGCAGCAUGUGACCGAGGACGAAAUUCCACGGAUUACAGAGACGAAUAUGGAAAGCGGUUGCACUAGACGCUCCGUACGAGAAACUCGUGGGAUUAGCAUGACACCGAUUCGCUUGACGGAUAGGACACCUUCAACGCCCAUCGUUUAUUUGCCACAAAAUAUCGGCAUCGCCAACCCCAAUUCGCCGAUUUCCGCUCUGCUCUACUCGGACGUGAACAAUUUAACCGGAAGUGCGCGAAACGUUUCCACCGAUCCAUUGGAGAUCCGCAUCUACUUCCCGGAUCAACAAGGAAUCCGCUUCGAUGUCUCGAACGGACGCCAAGCAGACGCCAAGUUUCUGCUGGAUGUAACUGCCGACGAAAUCGACUUAAACUGCGAAAUCGCUAGGCAGGCAUUUGCGCUAUGGAUGGUUAGCCCCUUGCUCGAAGUACAACUGAAGCCUACGCACCCUCCAUACGAAGUUCGGCGCCAAUGGGCCAAUUUUCUCAAGAAGUAUACUAUGGCUGAUGAUGACGAGAUUCUGCAAGAUGAACCGAUGUUGAUGAUGCGUCGUAAUGUGACGCUUUCAUUGGGAAUGGAACGAAAUAUUUGUAUGGAAAGCCCGCUGGCAUGCAGGCUUCUUUUCGAAGAUGCUCGAAACCAGUUCAUCCAAGGGCGAUAUGCAUUUGAUGAAUGCAAGAUAGCUGCCGAAAUGGCUGGGCUUUCAAUGGCAGCUGUAUUUGGUACCUAUCCUGAAGAAUUGGCCACUUUAAGGAAUGAGCUAUCCGAACACCUUCCUGAGCGUCACCUCAGCUCGGUACGCGGCCCAUUGGUGUUUGGGAGAGCACUCUCCGGCACUAAAGAAUUAGAAGAAACCGUUCAAAGAAUGUGGCGAGAAAAUGGAGGGGACCAAUUGAUCGCUAUGCGCAACUAUCUUGCCAGAGCUUCCCAAUCGCCAUGUUAUGGCUGCGCUUUCUUUUCCGGCUACAUCGAGCGCCCGAACUUGACCAUCAAACAACUUUUCCGUCAGAACUGGUUCACCUCUUCAAACCCCAGCGACAUCAAGGUACGGAUUGGUGUCAACAUGGAAUGGGUUAGCGUGACCGAACAGGCGAAGGGAGAGCUACUCCUAGCCCAACCGAUCGACGCUUGCUCCUGGAGUCGGAUAGAGCCAAACGAACAAAGCGACUCCGAAGGCGAAACAUCUUUGCUGCUCCAUUUCCCAGAAAAUUUCGAGGAAAGCUGUAGUAGUGAUGAGGGAACUGGCGACGUAAGGAGGCCAAAGAAGAAAGUUACGAGAACAAAUGAUCAACGCCCACAGGAAACGAAAAUAUUGCAGAUUUUUGGUCCGCAAGCGGUAAUGAUUGAUGCACUGUUGAAUACGAUGAAAGCACGGGCUAAGCAGACAGAUCUCAAGAGUAAUAAUAUGACAUCAUCCCCUGAUGAUGGGAUUCACAAUGAGAGUUAUGAACCGUCGUCAGCCAGUUCAAACGACAGCAGCACGUCGCCUACAAAAAGGCCUGUAAAGCGGCAACCUAGCCUCACCAAGGUUCAUAAAAUGUGCCUGGCAACGUUCGACGCCCACGGAAAAUUCCUGCGAGCGCAAGGAAGCUUGAAAAAGGUGCUGGCGAAU
This is a messenger RNA of Mesorhabditis spiculigera, 1734 nucleotides long. The record is from the annotation of a GenBank genome assembly. Lineage: Eukaryota; Metazoa; Nematoda; Chromadorea; Rhabditida; Rhabditidae.